Phoenix dactylifera (date palm) is the source of this 865-nucleotide messenger RNA. RefSeq names its product jacalin-related lectin 19-like. The record is from RefSeq and is a predicted model, not a curated record. Gene Ontology annotation, molecular function: carbohydrate binding. Lineage: Eukaryota; Viridiplantae; Streptophyta; Magnoliopsida; Arecales; Arecaceae.
UUUGCAUGGUUUCUGGUGUCUCUUUGGUAGUAGAGCUGUCCGAGACUACAGAAGUGCAGUCCUGAGCAUCUUGGGCCAAACAAACCAUUAAGCUUCAGGAUGAGUUCAAUAUUGAAUGAUGAGGUCCUUAUUAAAGUUGGACCGCGAGGGGAUAUUCUGAGUGGAAAAACAGAAUGGGAUGAAUCAAGUUACGGAAAUGUGAAGCAGAUCUUUAUAACUCAUGGAAAUGCCAUAAAUUCGAUCCAAAUAUUGUAUGACUUCGAUGGAAAUUUAGCCCUUGCACACAGGCAUGGAGGGGAUGGAGAUAACUUCGUCUGUAUUAAUUUUGAAUCUUGGGAGUAUUUGACAUCCUUAACUGGAUAUUAUGGGCCCAUCGAGCAAAAGGGUCCACUGGUCAUACGAUCGCUGACAUUUGAAACCAACGGUACCACUUAUGGGCCAUACGGUCAAGAAGAGGGUACCCCUUUUCAUUUCAACUUCCUGACGGGCGUCAAGUUUGGUGGAUUUCAUGGACGUUGCAGUAGUAAUUUUCUCUCCGCCAUCGGUGUAUACGUUAAGACAAUGGCGAAGCGCUAUUUCAAGCCUGAUCCCCCUCGAUAUAACAUCACACCGUGUUUGUGUUCUUCCACGGCAGAGUUGCCAACAUGCGUUCGACCAAGUUCUUCUGCUGCUACACCUGCACCAAGUUCUGCUGCUGCAAUACCUCGUGGGGCAUGUAUAUCGUACUGAUUCAAUCUCAAGCUCCGAUUCCGUGUACUCGUGAUAUAAUGUGGUCAGUUUGGAUAUGUAAAUAUUUUUACUUAUGAGUUACAAUAUACUAAGAAUAAGUGCUUCUUAAGAAAAUGAAUACCAAAGUUAGUUUGUA